UGAAGUUGGACAGCUCCGCACAGUGAGGAGGUAAGGCUUUGUUGUGCUUCAUGUCAGGACGAUAGCAAAGCCUGUGGAGAUUUCUAAUUCGGUAAUAUCAACCUUAAUGUAGACGUGAAGGUAAAGUCAGCGUGCCGACCCUGUGAAACGAAGCCGACGAGAUCCUAAAAACAGAGUAAAUAAGGUCAAAGGCAGAAGGCAGCUGAAUAAACUGGCAGAGGCGAUCCCGUCCUCAACUCAGGGACAGCACUGACUGUGUGAAGGAGAGCAGGGUGAUAUUGGCUCCCCUGUUUGCUGAUUGAACCCCGACAACACAGCACCUCUUUAGUGAGAGCAGUUGGUCUGACGGGAAGAUAUCAUCAAUGUCAGCAGAGAAGAUGGAAACGACUGACAUCAUGUCCAACGGAGCAGGGCCAGUGUAUGAAGAGAAAGAGGAGACCCUCGGUCCUGAGGACUUGUCUGAGCUGCUGGCAGCUGGGACCAAGGAGGUUCAUGAGAAGGCUGAGAACACCCAGUUUGUCAAGGACUUCCUCAGGGGACGCAUUCGCAAAGAGCUCUUCAAGCUUGGUGCUGUGGCUCUUUACUAUACCUACACAGCCAUGGAGGAGGAGAUUGAAAAGAACAAGGACCACCCCCACUUUGCUCCUCUUUAUUUCCCUGUGGAGCUGCACCGCCAUGAGGCCCUGGCCAGAGACCUAGAGUAUUUUUAUGGUCCGGACUGGCAGAGUCAGGUUAGUUGCUCUCCAGCCACCCAGCACUAUGUGGACCGUAUUCAUCAGGUAGGCCAAGAGGACCCAGUGCUGCUGGUGGCCCAUGCUUACACCCGCUACAUGGGGGAUCUGUCCGGUGGGCAGGUGCUAAAGAAAGUGGCCCAGCGAGCCUUGAAGCUGCCCUCCACUGGAGAGGGCCUGGAAUUCUAUCAGUUCGACGCCAUCCAUAGUGCCAAAGCAUUCAAGCAGCUGUACCGCAGCCGGAUGAACGAGCUGGAACUGGACAUGGAAACAAAACAGAAGCUGGUGGAUGAAGCUGUCAAGGCCUUCCAGUUCAACAUGGAGGUGUUUGAGGAAUUAGAAGAGAUUGGUAAGACCAUCCAGGAGGAUGUUCUAGAUGCUGGCAUGCCUGUCCAUGGAGCAAUGGGUGGAGACAUCAGCAAAUGCCCCUACUAUGCUGCAAAAAUGGCGGCUAGUGGUGGGACAGCAUAUGUCUGUCAGCUAGCCAUGGCUGUGCUCAGACACCCAACAGGACAGGUCCUAUUUGCUACCUGGGUCGCAGCCCUGGCUGGAUUGGCUGCAUGGUAUCUCAUGUGAUCCAGUCCUCAGCCUCUGACAAAGCUGCUUGGAGAGAAACAUAAUAUGAAAGACAGGAUGGAGACUGCAAAAAUAACAAGAAACUAUAUGACCAUUAAGAUGUGAACCAUCCAGCUCCACACUUUGUCGCUACCACUCCUCCAGUGUUUUGAUCUCGCUACCUCCUUUGCACUAUCCCUCCAUACUAUGUAAUUCUCGUGUGGUCGGACAUGGCUCAAAACGUUUUGUUGUAGCUGUAUGAUUUUAGUUUUGUGAAGGAUUUUUAGUUUUGCCAUGGAAACAUUGCUGAGGAAUGCUUGAACUCUCACUUGAACCAUUUGCUGGUGUGAGUUACUUUUAUGAGCGUCAGAUUGGCAGAGAAAGAUAAGUCAAGGUUGCCUUUUUUUUUUUUUAACAAAACCCACUUAUAAACUGUAUUAUGCGACAUGAGGAUGCACUAGUUGAGCAUCAAAAAGCUUUCUUAAAAAUAGAAAAGUAUACUAUGCAUAUGUCAUGACAUAGUAGGACAACAGAGUAGGUUUUCUUCAAGUUCUUGAUUUUCCAGUGAAGCCUAUGUAUUUUCAUAAUGAAGUUGCAAGUAGAUUUGACAUAGGAAGAAGUGAGGUUUAACUUUUUAAUGCAGUGGCAAAACAGAUGAGGAAACUUUUGAAUGCAAACUUAUAAACGGUUCCCAUAGUUAAAAUAUGACAUUAUUUUAAUUUCUACAGCUUGAACACAGUUCCAAACUUCUUGAAAAGCUCAGCUUCACAAAUGUCUUGUAUGUGGUCGUUAAAAAUCCAUGAUCUCAUGUCAUAAACAUUUGGCCUCUACUUGUGUAGUAGAGAUAGGAGGUUGGAAUCAUAAGCAUUUUCCAAAAUAUAGCAUACCUACGCUAUCACUGUUUGAUGAAUACACAGAUUUCAGAUAGUUGUGAAUACACGUAAGGAUAUCUUUUAGUCAUUAUUGGAUCAGUAGGCAUCCAUGAGCCCAUGUGAUGUGUCACUAAUGGUUGUUCAAAUCUAUUCCUUUCUAUCUCAUAAUGAUGUGAUAGUGUACCUUUUUUCUCAACAGAUGCUUAAAAACUGCCUUUUUGUUAAUUGCAUUGCUGAGCUGAACCAUACCUGUCACACUGGCCUACAAUAGGACACGUGUGAUGGUUUAUUAAAACCACUUCAGGAUUUGUGAAAAGUAAUGCAGUGUAAGUCCCUUAGCAGCUCUGCUUUUGUUUUUAUAUCCAUCUCUUAUGGAUGUAACAAUAUGCACCAUUAAUACUGUGUGAUUAUUAUAGCUUUGUAUAAAUAAUUUUUAACCAGUAAUGUACAGCUUAGUUUUCUCAAUAUGAUUAAGGAAGGUAAUCCUAUACUGUGUACUAGUAAUGUAAAUGCACUUUUUUGCAGUUCAUGCUGAAUAUUAAUCAUGACAGUAAUGACAUUCCCUCAACUUUUCCGUUAUUCUUUUAAGCAAUUUCUCUUUUGAUGGGAGAUGUUGGAUACAGCACCAAAGCACAGUUACUGAUAUUUCACUUCAAUAAGGUUGCUCUGCUGUUACACACAACACAUUCACAUAAAAUGGAAGAGCAGUAUUACUUUGUUAGCAAAUCUUGUUUGGGCCAACUGAGUAUCAGAGUUAGUCUAAAGGGAUUUUGCAUUGUCAUAUAUGUGAGGUGUCACAAGUUCUGUAUUGCCAUCUACAUGGCAAUGUGAUUCACUGCAUUAAGAAUACAAAGGCAGGAACUGACCAGUAUAGUUUCAUAGGUUAAGGAGCAUUUUUUUUAAUUAAUGAAGCCAGUGUGAUGUGUUAGAGCGUCAUGAUUUUUUGAUAUAGUGAAGAAAUGGUUACUUGAUUCUCAGGAGUGGAUCUCAGUUGCAGCCACAGAUUAAACAAUCUGAGGCCUUGUCAUCAUGUCAGUGAGUGGAACUUCUCUGUUCUUGCAUGUUAAUGCUGCAAUAAAGACUACUCAUUAAGA
Molecule: messenger RNA, 3252 nt
Organism: Myripristis murdjan (pinecone soldierfish)
Lineage: Eukaryota; Metazoa; Chordata; Actinopteri; Holocentriformes; Holocentridae
Gene: hmox2b
Product: heme oxygenase 2b
Exons: 7
Coding region: 363-1307 (314 amino acids)
Biological process (GO): response to oxidative stress; heme catabolic process; heme oxidation
Molecular function (GO): heme binding; heme oxygenase (decyclizing) activity
Source: RefSeq, a predicted model, not a curated record